CCCGUUCUUAUACACAACAGCAACUGCUCAGUUUUUAGCGUUAGAUUUAACGGCUUGCUAGCAACAGCGUCAGCACUGUCAUAUUCUCUCCAAAUUGUCUCGAUUUAAUCCAGGGGAAUCUGCGGCUAGCCCAGCUCCAAAAUGAUACGGAAGUGGCUGUUACUAAUAUGCACAGCGGCUGUGAUUGUGGCGAAUUCCUUGCUGGAUUUUGUGACCGCUGCCAGUGGGGAUGUCUUACUAUGUGACACACAGCAAAAUAUCGAAAGCUCUCCCAGAAGCCAUUGGGGAUAUAUUGCAUCACCUAAUCAUGCCAAGUCAUAUCCAGCUGAGCAUAUGCAAUGCAUGUUCAAGUUUUUACCGAAGGCAGACGAGCAAAUUCAGCUAAUAUUUACUUACUUUAACCUUCGAGAAUCCGACAAAUUUCCAGCAGCGCUAAACUGUGAUUUGUCGGAUUCUGUCAAAAUUUUCGUGGGUACCAGCAGUCCCAACGCCUCCGAGCCCGGAAAUCUGAUUGGAGAAUACUGUGGUCGCAGCAAGAUUCCCGAGGUUAUUAUGGCCGUUGGACCAAGACCUUUGACCGUCUUGUUCACCACGCGAGCAAAGGAUAGUCCGAUGCGCUCACUGUACAUGUUUAAAGCCAAAUACGAAUUCCGUAAGGAUUAUGGAUUAGGCAAGAUGGCGGCACAGCACAACCGCACAGCAGGGUGUCAUUUCGUGUAUGAUGGAAGAAAAGUGCCGGCCACAGGGACACUUCAAAGUCCAAACUUUGGAGGAUAUUAUCCUCUUUCCACCAACUGCAUUUAUACAUUCAGAUUAUUCAAUAAUCAAAGCCUUCAACUGCGGUUUCACACGUUUAAAGUGGUGGGACAACAAGAUUGUCGAGGAGAAGAUGACGAUACUUUGCAAAUUAAAGUGGGCGAAGACCGAUAUGAUUGGACUGAGUUUCUUGCUCCGGCCGAAAAUGAUCCGGCAAAACGACAGCCCACUAGCAACCUAUACUGCGGCUACAAAUUCCCGCCCCAGUUCAUUUUUGCGAACAAUGUUGUUCACGUAAUUUUUAAAUCAGGACCGUGGCGUACGAAUCUCGGUUUCCUCGGGACUAACACAUUCUUAGGGCAUCCAGGAAUUUGGCUCUCGGUUUCUACAGUGGAACCUCCUACUGUGAACACCACCGAACGCCGAACGCUGAGCACCUUUGAAUCUUGA
Molecule: messenger RNA, 1206 nt
Organism: Paramacrobiotus metropolitanus
Lineage: Eukaryota; Metazoa; Tardigrada; Eutardigrada; Parachela; Macrobiotidae
Product: CUB domain-containing protein 2-like
Exons: 6
Coding region: 142-1206 (354 amino acids)
Cellular component (GO): plasma membrane
Source: RefSeq, a predicted model, not a curated record